Ascoidea rubescens DSM 1968 is the source of this 1199-nucleotide messenger RNA. It is a transcript of the gene MRPS9, whose product is annotated as mitochondrial 37S ribosomal protein uS9m. Gene Ontology annotation, molecular function: RNA binding; structural constituent of ribosome. The transcript has a single exon. The record is from RefSeq and is a predicted model, not a curated record. Gene Ontology annotation, cellular component: ribosome; mitochondrial small ribosomal subunit. Bases 18 to 1100 code for a protein of 360 amino acids. Gene Ontology annotation, biological process: translation. NCBI's taxonomy places the organism in Eukaryota, Fungi, Ascomycota, Saccharomycetes, Ascoideales, Ascoideaceae.
CAAAUUUGGAGCACACGAUGAUGAUGAUCAGACCAGUGGGAGGUGUUGCUCUUAGAACGUUGAACAGAGCUUCUUUUCGAUGUGGAUUUUCUAGUUUUGCUACUGCUAGACAGGAGGUGGAUGAUUUUGAUCUCGAUUUCGAUGCCAAUGCAAGCCUAUACAGCUCAUUUCGAAAGAAAUCCUUGACUGCCAACACCAGCACCAGCAUCAUCAAUGACGACCUCUCUCUUUCGUUAAAUCCUGUGCCUAAUUACGAGGUGAAGAACUCUUUGUUGUCUUGGACAAUCACUCCUCCUAUUCGUAGAGAUAACAGAAGAAGACAGCAGCAGUCUCUGGAGUCGAGUGAAGACAACGGAUUAUUGAAAGUCGUUCCAACUUUGAAAACUUUUUAUUCGCAAAAUCCUUUACAUGAAAAUAAUAUGGAGAUUUUAACUGCAUUACAGAGAAAAUACUGCAAUUUACCUAGAGCAAAAGAAAGAAAGCCGGUCAAGUGGUUAGAAAGGAAAGAUUAUGUUUUAAUUGGUGGUGAUACAAGAUUAACAGAUCGUCAAUUUUUACAAUUAAAUUUAUUAUUACAUAGAUUAAAUUCGAUUGAUGAUAACUUAAAAACACAAGAAUUGAUUAACAAUUUAAAACAAUUUGAAAAAAAAUCCGAUUCAAAGCUUUUACCAAAGAAAUCAUUGUUAAAACCUUUAAAUGAAUUUGCUGCUGCUGUUGCUAUAGGUAGAAGAAAAUCUUCAUCUGCAAAGGCUUAUGUUGUUAGAACUCGUGAUGGUGAAGCUGGUAAGAUCAUGGUUAAUGGGCAAUCAUUGAAUACUUAUUUCCCUAAAUUAUUCCACAAAGCGUCUGUAGUUUAUCCAUUAGAAGUUGUCAAUGCACAAAAAGAUUAUAAUAUUUGGGUUAUAGCUUAUGGUGGUGGGCAAACUGGACAAGCUGAUGCCAUAAAACUUGCCAUUACCAAGGCUUUAAUUAUUCAUAAUCCUUUAUUAAAAGCUAGAUUAAGAAAGGCUAAAUGUGUUACAAGAGAUGCAAGAAUAGUUGAAAGAAAGAAACCAGGUAAACUUAAAGCAAGAAAAGCACCAACUUGGGUUAAACGUUAGAGAAAUUCAAUAUUAUAUUAUUAUCAAUAAUAAUAAUUAAAAUUCAAUUGUUUUUUUUUUUGAAUUGUUUUUUUUUCUUGUUUUGUUGUUGUUGUUUUU